Messenger RNA from Ogataea haglerorum, 2121 nucleotides. RefSeq lists its product as uncharacterized. The coding region runs from base 1 to 2121 and encodes 706 amino acids. Gene Ontology annotation, biological process: mitotic sister chromatid cohesion. The record is from RefSeq and is a predicted model, not a curated record. NCBI's taxonomy places the organism in Eukaryota, Fungi, Ascomycota, Pichiomycetes, Pichiales, Pichiaceae. The transcript has a single exon.
AUGACCGAGAGUGACACAUGUAAACGCGGUGCAAGACUAUGUUUGAAUUCAGAGAAGCUUCAGAGACUAAUAGAACUAUCCAACUGGUUUCUCGAUGAGGCUUACAAGAAGGGAUCAACGUCGCUGCAAGCAGAAGAGAAUUUACUAGAGUACAACAACUAUGUGAGGGCAAGUCUCAGCUGUCUAUUCAGUGCGCUCGAACAGUACAAGGGAUUGUUCAUGCCGGCAGAUGAGGUCUUUAUCCACUAUAAAAUCACGGAGAUCUUGCUUAGAGAAACUACAAGCCUUGAUCUCGCGUCAGAUUACUGCAGUCGCGGAUUGCAGCUCGCCAAAAGAAGCGACUCACUGGAGUAUCAAAUUCGUUUCGAACUUCUGAACUUCGAGAUACAAUAUUUGACAGACAGAUCCAAAGGCAAAAAGAGAAGUUUCUCUUAUUUCAUGAACAUUGGAGAAUGUUGCGAAUCUCUGAAUAGCAUUACAUUGACAAGCAUCAUAGAAUAUUUAAAAAUUCAAUAUUUUGGCAUGAUCUUCGAGGAAGACCAGAUAUACCGCAACUAUGACCGCAUUGUGGAACGACUCGAGGCUAAUUUGACCGAGAAGACAUUUGCGUUUCUCCAGCUAGCUCUUGUUAGCCAGCUUCAAUUCCAUUUAUUUAGUGGUAGCUCGAUAGAGUUUGCAUUGGAGAAAUACAACAGACUAAAGGAGUCUCAGGGAAAGUAUCCUCAAUAUAUGAAGUUCCUUCCUCCGCAGUUCAAGGCCAUUACUCAGAUUUUGGACCUUUUAAUAUCCAUUCAGGAUGACGACUUCAAGAGCACCAAAAGCAAAAUGAGUAGAAUCGAUGCUUUGAUCAGAGAGCUGAAGGCGUUGGAAUUUUGGGCCAGAAACUUUCGAUUUUGUGUCCCCGUCGAGGUCAAGGUGGCUGAACAAGAGUUUGUGCUACCGUUGCAGAUCAAUUGGGUGACAUUGCGCGAGUUCAGCAUGUUGUCUUAUUUUUACUGUGGUGUCUCGUAUGUGAUAAAAUCUUGGGAUGGCAAGAAUCGCACAGAAAUGCUGUUUGCACAAUGUCAGAAAUACAUCGGCUACGAGCUCAGAGAGCACGUUCUGAUCUCCAGCACUGAAAUGGAAGCUAAAGUUCUUCGUCUGAAGUAUUUUGGCUUAUUGAUUAAUUUCUAUCAGGUCCUUGCUAAAUUCCAGUGUAACCAGUGGCACUCUUUUAACAGGGAAGAAUUCCCACAACUAUUUAGGUUCAUCGAGGACUACAAUUCGGGCCGCUUUUCCUCGCAGGAGCUUGUGAUAUACCACAAAUUUGUGGACAAGGUAUACUUCCUGCUCGCAUUGCAGAGCCAAAGAAUGAACAAUUUGGAUGCAGCACUACACUACUAUCUCAAACUCCGAGAGUUCCAUUCCUCAUCCUCAACAGAGCUUAACGACUACAAUUUCUUCAGCGACACUAUUUUGGCUUCCUACAAGCAAACCACGAGCGGCGUGGGUGGCUGUCUACAGGAAGCCAAAGAUUAUCAUAAUCAGCUAUACUUUCUCGCGACGCUCAAUCUGGUGAUAUUGACGGUCCACAACCUCAGACAUCUGAAGCUGCGCAACGUUUCAGAAUUUGAUGAAGAUUACCACGUCCUGAUGGACCGUUAUGCCAGGUUUCUGAAGUUAAAGAAUAUACUGCACGACGAAUUGGUACAGAUGCGAACUCUGUACAAGACGAACGUCUUAUUGAGCUCCACACUUGACAUUUUUGUGCAGUACAUAUUAGCCGAUGAGGGACAGCCGGUGGAGUUCGAGUCCGCUCACCUGGAGAAGUUUUCGCAGGUCUCUCCAUUGCUGCUAUCUUUAGUGUAUUUCGUGAAAGGAGAGACGAUCAAAAUGAACCGAUCGCAGUCCGAGCUUGAGCAUUUGAAUAUGAAAGUUCAGCUUUACAACCAGAGUUUCAAGUCGUCAUGCAAGCAGAGCGGCUGUGGGCCCAACGCGGUUGGCUACAUUGCGCUGAAAGAGAUAUCUAACAUCAUCGAAAAAAAUCAGAGUUGUUUCGAUAAGGAAAAGUUAGACAACAUCCAGCUGAAAAUCAAAGACGUGAAGCAAGGCUUUGCAACUCGUAAGCGAAAGCUAGAUUGA